GCUGUCAUAUGACGCUUGCACCUGCUCAGCUCUUACCGUUAGAGUUGGUCGACAAAUGUAUCGGGUCGAGAAUACACAUCAUAAUGAAGAAUGACAAAGAAAUGGUUGGAACGCUAUUGGGGUUCGACGGAUACGUCAAUAUGGUGCUUGUGGAUGUCACCGAGUUUGAGUUCACUGCUCAGGGAAAGCGGAUUACAAAGUUGUCCCACAUUCUGCUGAAUGGAAGUAACAUCGCCAUGAUGGUUCCCGGUGGAGAAGGUCCCGAGAUCUGAUUAUCAUGUGGUGAUUGUUGUUGUCUGUACAUAAAUGCACUAACAUUGCUUUGGG
Molecule: messenger RNA, 327 nt
Organism: Dicrocoelium dendriticum
Lineage: Eukaryota; Metazoa; Platyhelminthes; Trematoda; Plagiorchiida; Dicrocoeliidae
Source: the annotation of a GenBank genome assembly